UAGUUGGCUUUCAUAACUCAGAUACUCAAUAUUCUUCGAAUCUCUCACUUUUAAUUACUCAGUAAAUUGCAUCUCAUACGGUCAGGAGUCACUGGGGUUUUGGUCUACUUUGUCAAGGUCCUACUGUAUAGACUUCUAACAAGCAACAAUGAUAAAUGCCCUUAUGUAUUCUGAAUUAAUCUUCCCUUACACUCUAACGGCAACAAAAUUUCACCUCCACCGUUGAUCAAUUUUUGUACAACACCGCCGUAGCCGCCAAUCCACUUCACUCAACACCGAUGAUGCAGCGUCACAAAAGAAAGCCGUCGAUGCAAUUACAAAAGCAUCACGUUGAUGACAUGUGAUGGCGAAUGCGGUUGUGGUGGUGGUGGGUUGAGUGAACUGCGACGAAGUGGUGGCAACGUUAAAGCCAUGAUCAUUUUUGAAGCCAUAAAGUGAGGAAGUUGCAAAGGUGGUACAAUGAGCUCGGAGACACAAGUAAAGACUGGGCCUCCCCAGAUUUUUAAAUCAGAUGAAGCAUUGAAAUUGGCUGAGCAAUGGGUUAACAAUAUGACUAAAGUUGAAGAGGAUGAACCAACCAAAGUAGAAUCAGAAGGCCGACCUUCUAGGCUUGGACUAGGUGCAAAAGUUUCACUCAAAUCCAAAUUUCAACCUUCAAAUGAUCCAGUUGAAAGAAAGUUGCAUGCCAGGCUGGAUGCUCGCAAAAGAAAAGCAGCAAAAAAUGCUGAGGAGUCAAUGCUGUCUGCUAAAGACGGGCAUCAUGAUGAUGAUGAUGAUGAAGAUGAUUUAGAAAGCAGAACUAGUGCUUUUGAAAAGAAAAGAGCAGUUGUAUCAAUGAAGAAACAGAAAUAACUUGUCACAUCGUGAAGAUCAAGUGUUUGAACUGUGUUCAUUUUAAUGUAUAUCACCAUUUUGUGAACUGUGUAACUUGACACCUUCUAGUGUAUGAUUAUUUAAGCUUUUGCUUCAAUCAA
Pistacia vera is the source of this 974-nucleotide messenger RNA. RefSeq lists its product as uncharacterized. The transcript has 4 exons. The coding region runs from base 460 to 852 and encodes 130 amino acids. NCBI's taxonomy places the organism in Eukaryota, Viridiplantae, Streptophyta, Magnoliopsida, Sapindales, Anacardiaceae. The record is from RefSeq and is a predicted model, not a curated record.